This is a messenger RNA of Penicillium angulare, 1224 nucleotides long. Its product is annotated as acyl-CoA-binding domain-containing protein. The record is from RefSeq and is a predicted model, not a curated record. Gene Ontology annotation, molecular function: fatty-acyl-CoA binding. The coding region runs from base 1 to 1224 and encodes 407 amino acids. Gene Ontology annotation, biological process: fatty acid metabolic process. NCBI's taxonomy places the organism in Eukaryota, Fungi, Ascomycota, Eurotiomycetes, Eurotiales, Aspergillaceae. The transcript has 4 exons.
AUGUCGGAUUCUGUAGAUCGCGUCUUCGUCCAUGCCCUGAAUACUGUUAAGAGGAUUCCCCGGACGGGCACUGCGCGCCCUCCGGCGGCCGAACGAUUAAAACUUUAUGGAUUAUACAAGCAAAGCAUGGAGGGAGAUGUUGAGGGUGUCAUGGAUCGACCGAUAGGAAAUACACCAGAGGUUCAUGCGGAGUGUGAGAAAUGGGAUGCUUGGUAUGCUCAACGUGGUAUUACACGCACAGAAGCUAAACGCCGCUACAUCUCAACAUUAAUAAAUACCAUGCACCAAUACGCCUCGCAAACUCCCGAAGCGCGCGAACUAGUCUCAGAACUCGAAUUCGUCUGGGAUCAAAUUAAGUAUAAUGCGUCUUCGUCCUCCUCAUCCGGUCCACUGCAUUCUGUCGGCGUCCCGCCUUUAUCUCGACAUCAAGGCAGUUCAUAUGCAAGUAUAGGAGAUCGAUUAGCGAGUUCAGCGGAGGACUAUGAUCGUCCUGAUAUGCGUGGUGGGGAUCGUGAUUCCCGUCUUCGAGUCUUAAGUCCAGUUAGCCAGCCUGAAGAAGAUGAGUAUCAGCGAUAUCGACACGAUGAUAUCGAUCAGGAACUAGAUGACGACGACGAUGAAGAUGAGGAGUACGAAGAAGCGCGUGAUAGUCUGUACGAACACCAGGAUAUUCAACACGAUCACGACCAUGACCAUGACCAUGGCAGCGAAACUACAAAAUCGGAUUCAAGACCCGGUACGGAGCGCACCGCUUCCCACGGCGAUGACCGUUCCCAUCGACAUUCCCGCCAUAAUCAUCACCACAAGCCCAGUUCCGGCGCAAGCAGCCAUUCAAUUCCCCAUUCACACUCACACUCACACUCACACUCCCAUUCCCAAAGUGAUCCGCAUAAUUUAAAAAAUAGUCCUUGGCGCCGCAGAGUCGAGCUUGCCUUGACAAAAAUGACAGCUGAAAUAGCCGCUGUCCGUGAAACAAUGGAAGCACGCACAGUAGCCAAUCGUCGAAGAAAUGGUAUCUGGGCUUGGAUGAAGUGGAUUGUCUGGACGGUUUUCAGACAGAUACUCUGGGAUUUGGCUAUGCUUGGUGCGCUAUUGAUUUUUAUGCGAUUGCGUGGGGAUCGCAGGGUUGAGAAUCGGUUGCGCUCGGGCUGGUCUGAGUUGAAGAGCCGAUUGGCGAGGUUUAAGUUGCUUAGACGGGUUGGUGAUUUGCCUGUUUUGCCUUGA